Molecule: messenger RNA, 543 nt
Organism: Eremothecium gossypii ATCC 10895
Lineage: Eukaryota; Fungi; Ascomycota; Saccharomycetes; Saccharomycetales; Saccharomycetaceae
Gene: PTH4
Product: Pth4p
Exons: 1
Coding region: 1-543 (180 amino acids)
Biological process (GO): mitochondrial translational termination
Cellular component (GO): mitochondrial large ribosomal subunit
Molecular function (GO): translation release factor activity
Source: RefSeq, marked provisional
AUGAUCAUUUGGAGAGCCGCGCACAGCUGCUUCAGGACGAGCACGAUGCCCUGGGCCAUGAGGGCCACCAGGAGGUAUUCGGACGGCGCGGCGGAGAUGCGCGGGUGGUUGGAGCAGCUACACUGGUCUCAGAUUCCGAAACAACUGUAUCGGGCGCAGUACGCGCGGUCCAGUGGCCCCGGCGGCCAGAACGUCAACAAGGUCAGCACGAAGUGCACGCUGACGGUUGAGGGGUUCUCGAAGUGCGCGUGGUUUCCGGCGCUAGUGCGGGAGCAGGCGGUGCGGCGGCUGCGGUAUUACGCGCGGGCGCAGGAUGCAGUGGUGGUGCAGUGCGACCAGUGGCGAUCGCGCGAGCGCAACCGCGAGGAGUGUCUGCGGCGGCUAGUGCGCGAGUUGAAGGCGGUGGUGCAUGUGGCUGCGGCGCCGGACCCAGUGGCCGAGGCACGGCACGCACGGCUGCACGCGGCGGCAGACCGGCAUCGCCUGCACGGUAAACGGCGGCAGGGCGAACGUAAGCGGCUGCGUGGGCGCGUGGAAUACUAG